CAUUGCUAUCCGUACACAAUGUUCUUGGAAUACGUGUGAGUAUUACAAACACAUUAGAAAACAAUAAGGUUUUAACUGUUCAUUGCAAAUCUGCCGAUGAUGAUCUUGGAGUUCGUGUUCUUGCUUUUAAUGAUGGAUUUGAUUGGAGUUUUCGAAAAAACUUUUUUGGCACAACACAAUUCUAUUGUUCCUUUAAGUGGGAAGGAGAAUUUCACUGGUUUGACAUAUAUGUAGCUUUUAGAGAUCCAUGUUCUGAAUGUAAAUGGGUUAUCAGCCAAAAAGGACCAAUUAGGGUAACAAGUAGGGCUGCCUAUUCGUGGCCGUGGAAUAAGUAA
Cicer arietinum (chickpea) is the source of this 335-nucleotide messenger RNA. RefSeq names its product S-protein homolog 5-like. NCBI's taxonomy places the organism in Eukaryota, Viridiplantae, Streptophyta, Magnoliopsida, Fabales, Fabaceae. The record is from RefSeq and is a predicted model, not a curated record.